AUGGACGCGAGUCCAAAGGAGUCUCAUAUUCGUUCCCCAAAAGCUGACCGUAUAGUUAUUUUUAAUAGUAAAACAGAUUCUAAUGACAAUCAGAAUAGUGUUGAACCGGACAGAAAUACUGAAUUUGCUAUAGUUCAUUAUUCACGCGAACCAGAUUAUUGUCGAGACCUAAUCAGAGGAUCUAUGCGCCCUCAAAGGCGUAAAACAGUAACUUAUAAACUCUUUCAAGGAACUGCACACUCCCCUCUUUUUUUGGAGAUAAUGGGCGACUCUGCGUUACGUAAAGUUUCCAGAGUACGCUUAACCUCUGUAUUUGAAAUCACUGCUUAUAUACCCGGUAUUGGCCAUAAUUUACAAAUACAUUCUGUAGUUUUAGUAAGAGGGGGAAGGGUUAAGGAUUUACCUGGUGUGAGAUAUCACAUUGUUCGAGGAACCCUAGAUGCUGCCGCAGUAAAGGAUCGUCGACAAGGGCGUUCCAAAUAUGGAACCAAAAAGCCAAAAUAA
Vicia faba (fava bean) is the source of this 504-nucleotide messenger RNA. The record is from the annotation of a GenBank genome assembly. Lineage: Eukaryota; Viridiplantae; Streptophyta; Magnoliopsida; Fabales; Fabaceae.